Molecule: messenger RNA, 3591 nt
Organism: Knipowitschia caucasica
Lineage: Eukaryota; Metazoa; Chordata; Actinopteri; Gobiiformes; Gobiidae
Source: the annotation of a GenBank genome assembly
AUGGACUCAGCUGAUCAAGAUCCUCCAUCCUCCAGACCCAAGAGAGACCUUCGUCUACCAGAGCAUUUGGCCGAAUAUGAUGUCGUCCUCCUUCCCUCUCAGCAGCCCGCUGCCCAAGUCUCCUCACUUCCAGUAGGACAACCCGGCAAGCGUAAGCCUUCCAGAACCGGGAGUGCGUCAGGAUAUCAGUCAUCUACAAGUUCACGACGGUCUUCUCGUUUAUCCCUGGGGAGUCAACUACUGAAGAAUAUGCCAGAUGUUAAAGCAGCUGCGCUGGAAGAGCAGAUCAGAGUUAUGGAGCUUGCGGACCUGCAGCAGGAGAUAGAAGAGGAGAGAGAAGCCGAUUUGGAAGCCAAGAAGUUGGAGGAACAAGUUAAAGAAGGACAACGGAUGCAAGAGGAAGCAUACCUUGCCAAGGAAAGGAUGGCCAAGGAGAUGGGACGGCGCAGACGCCUGAAGAAGUUGGAGAAGGAAAUUAAGAUUGCCAGUGCUGUAAAGUGCUUUCUAUCCGAAUCAGAGGAUGAAGCAAAAGACCGUCUCUUCCACCUUCCCAUGUUGCUCAGCAUCCAGCACAGCCACAGCAGCACCCAGAUCAGACAGCUGGUCCAAAGUGAGCUAGGCUCAAUACUCAACUCACCAGCCAUUAAGUCGGGAGAUGCCGAAGCUUUUGACUCCUUUGCCCUCUCAGUCCAGUCUCUGGUUAGUAUGUUACGCACUCUAGAGGGAACCGUCGGAUAUGAGCUCAGGUGUGGCUCCCAUGUCGACCGCCUUUUAAGUAAGAUGUCCCCGGCCCACAGAGAUGGAUUCGUGGAGUACUGUCUUUGUCGAGGCAUCUUGCAGCCAGGUACGGAUAUAACCUACACUCUGCCCGACCUUGCAGCCUGGCUACAGAUGAAAGCUCAAGCUAAACGCCUGGCCAGUCGGGCCACUCAUCUCUACAAUCCUGGGCCUCUUCCAUCCAAGAGGGAACAACAUGGUUCAAAGUGCAAAGACAGAGCUGCUUCAGUCUUCCUGUGCUCUGAGACAACCAAAGACAGGCCGACCACUCCGCAGAAGCCACAAGCUUCAAAGUUUACACCAUACUGCCCAUUCUGCAAUAAUAAAGAACACUAUCUCAAUUCUUGUCUUGAGUUUAAGAAACUGAAUUUGAGCGAGAUCAAGAAGUGGAUCCAGGAGGGUGAUAGAUGUUUCAAGUGUGGUCGCAAUCAUAAGGCUGCAGCGUGUACCCUCAAACGCCCUUGUAAGACAUGUAAAGAGACCCACCUUACAGUUCUGCAUGACGUCAUCCAAGAGUUAUCCCAGAGAGUCCUUACGGUGAGUCAUCGGGAACCCACGGUCUACAUUGAACAGCCCAGAAGCCCUCAGAGAGUCCUGUUGAAGAUCGUUAAAGUGCUCUUACAACAUGGAAACCGCACUUUGGAGACGUUUGCAGUACUCGACGAUGGCUCUGAAAGGUCGAUUCUACUCCCACAUGCUGUAGAGCAGCUUCAACUCAUUAAGCAUCCUGAAACUCUGCACCUGAGGACUGUCCAACAAGAAGUGAAGGAGCUACAUGGUUCUUCUGUCAGUUUCCACGUCUCACCCAUCUUCAAGCCAAACAAGAGACGGAGCCUUCACCCACCGACACUGCUGCCCCGCCAGCCGGCCAGUGUCCGGCGUCAGUCUGAGCGGAUGACCAGAGAAAUUGUUAGCAGACUUGAAAGAGACUUGCCUGUAUUCAGACAAUGGGAGGAGGAAUUCUAUGACGGCAACGAAUCCAUAAGGCAAGGCGAGUCCGGGCCGUCAAAGAUGCCGACUGCACUGAUAACGAGCUGCCCAGACACUACCAGUCAAAGAGCCAGCGCGUCCGGACAAACUACUACCCAGGUCACUAUCAUAUAUCCAUCACAAACACUGACAAGAGUGUGCGGUCCUGAGGAAGAUCCUAUAGUUAAAUUUAUUGUCCUGAGGCGAUGGAAAGAAGCUGCCACUCAUGCACUGAAACAUCAAGACCUGCAAGAGAAACUCAAAGAGGGAGUUAUUAAAUUAAUAUGUAAAGAAUGUGAGGUGCUGUGCUCUCGCAAGAACGACUUCAUGCUGUGGAAGUCUAAACCAGAAGAUCUGAAGUCCUUCUCCUUCAACAGUUUAAGAGAUGACCUCCAUCGGCUUGCUCCCUUUUUACUCUCUAUUUUCAACUGCAUUAGCAACGAUAACAAGUUAGCAGCCUGUACUGCUGCUGCUGUUGCAAUACGAGGCAGAGAACCCCGCCUCGCUGCACUGUCUUAUUGGAUCAACACAAUCCUCCAGUUCGGCAGAGCCAAAAAGUCAGUCUUCAAUCGUCUCAGCCAGUUAUCUCUCACCACAUCCCAUAACAAAGCAGUGAAGAAACGACACGAGUUGGCCCUUUGCUGUGGGGCUGAGUUUGUACAAUUGAAAGGUGGCUUGAAAGCCACAGAAACCGAAGAACCCCAAAACCUGGAGGACGUGCGUCAGUCAGGUUGCCAGACUCUCUUCCCGAGUCCAAGCCUCAACGUGAACCAGGACAUCCCAGAGACUUCACAAAUAAAAGAGGAGCCAGAGGAACAGUGCAUCAAACAGGAGGAAGAGCAGCUGCAAGAGCCUGUCGUAGAGCCGAAGGUUGAGUGUGUGAAGAUAGAGCCAUCAAUGUUUCAACAAACUGAGGAUAGCAUGGAAAUAAAGGAAGAAGACAUCAACGCAGACUCGUCCGAACCUGGAAAUUAUGAGCCUAUGGUUGAGUGUGUGAAGAUAGAGCCAUCAAUGUUUCAACAAACCGAGGAUAGCAAGGAAAUAAAGGGAGAAGACAUCAAUGCAGACUCUUCCGAACCUGGAAACCAUGACGACUGGAGAUCAUCCCUCAGCUGUGCAGAUGUAGAGAUGGAGGCUGAUGGAGAGGAUUUCCACAAAGAUCAGAUCACAGCUGAAAGCAUGACUGCACAUAACACAAGCCAAUCAUCCAAUUUCCAGUCUGCAGCAGAGACCAGUGCCGCUGUGAACCCUGGAGACUUGUGCACAGAAGCUCGAGGAGAAGGAAAGAAGAGAUACCAAGCUUUGGUGACUGCGCGACUGAGUGCGGCUGCGGAAGACAUAUUUGCGCUGUUUGAAAGAACGAUAGCGGAUUAUGAGAAGGAACUGCGGCUGUGCAAAGAGAAGCUGAGGAGACAGGAGCAGCUGGAGACUCUGAGGCCGAGAGUGAGGACCCCCGGUGUCCAGAUGCCCUCCCAGAGUCCAGACCUCAGUCUGAACCAGACUUCACCGGUUAAACAGGAGCGUGCGGAACAGAGCGUCAGACGGGAGCCUGUCCUAGACUCGAGUGUUGAGGGAGAAGACAUCAAUGCAGACUCUGAAGACUGGAGAACUUCCUUCAGCUGUUCAGAUGUGCAGAAGGAGGCUGAUGGAAAUGGCGUUCAGGUCGCAGCCCACAGCACCACUGCACAAAACUCUGGUCUAUUGUUCAAUUACAAGUCUGCAGCAGAGGCCAGCGUCCCUGUAAACACUGAGGACAUGUCCGCAGAAGCUCAAGGAGACGACGAGAGGAAAUACCAGUGUGAUGUUUACGGCGCCGCUCCCACAGAACACAAACCCUUCAGCUGA